Messenger RNA from Neolamprologus brichardi, 2615 nucleotides. NCBI's taxonomy places the organism in Eukaryota, Metazoa, Chordata, Actinopteri, Cichliformes, Cichlidae. The record is from RefSeq and is a predicted model, not a curated record.
UUUUUAGACAGAGUAUUAAAGUCCUCUCAAGAUGUGACAGCUGUGUAUGUUUGUGAGUGUUUCUGUUGGCAGUGACUCGACAACGGGUUUUAUUUCUUUCCAUUUGCCUUCUUUGUUUCUAUGGUCUUUUUUAUCUUCCCUGAAGAGUCCAUCAUGGCAGGUGAUAUGAUGUUGCUAAUGCGAGGCCUGGCUAAGCUGAGCCAGGCAGUCGUAGAGGCUCAGACCAACGCCCUCCGCAGUGGGACAGCCCCAGGAAUAGGCGCUGCUGUCCAAAGUGUCCAAUCAGCUGCGGAACAAGGCAUCUCAGCAGCCAUGGUAAAAAUCCAGGAAAUGUCCGGCCAGCAGCAAAGCUAUUCCUCAGAGUCCGACUUCGACUUUCCUCCCGAUGACAGCGCAUUCAACGCUUCAGAGUUCAGGGAUGAAGGUGCAGACUUCACAGUGGAUCACUCAGGAAGCAGCAAUGACGCAGCAACAGGGGCGAAGCAUGCCAGUGGGGAACACUCAGUAUUUGAAGGAUACAAAGACCCCAGCAAACAGUUCAGUGGGCACACCAGAUCCUACCACCAAGAUGUGAGACUUCUUAGUGGACGUCAGCUCUACAACCACAGAAUGAACAAACAUGUGUGGAGGCAGCUUUACUUUCAGCAUCCUGUCAGUCAGUUCAGGAGCUACCAUCAGGACCCAUCCACGAUGGGGGGAUUGACGGCCGAAGACAUCGAGAAAGCUCGAGAGAGCAAGGGGACUGAUGGAAAACCACAUAAACAGAUGCUGAGUGAGAGAGCCAGAGAGAGGAAAGUGCCCGUGACCCGGAUCAGCAGAUUGGCCAACUUUGGAGGUCUGGCUGUAGGUUUGGGUAUUGGAGCUCUAGCAGAAUUCGCCAAGAAGAGCAUCAGACAAAACGGCGCAGAAGGUGAAAACAGGAAAUCAGUUCUGGACUCGAGCCCUUUCCUGUCCGAGGCCAACGCUGAGCGCAUUGUCAGAACUCUGUGCAAAGUCAGAGGAGCUGCAUUAAAGUUGGGACAGAUGCUCAGCAUUCAAGAUGACGCUUUCAUCAAUCCUCAUCUUGCCAAGAUUUUUGAGCGUGUGAGACAGAGUGCUGACUUCAUGCCAAUCAAACAAAUGACAAAAGCACUGAAUAGCGAUUUGGGCCCAAACUGGAGGGACAAGCUGGAAAUGUUUGAGGAACGCCCUUUUGCGGCAGCGUCCAUCGGGCAGGUUCACCUUGCACGGAUGAAGGAUGGCAGGGAGGUGGCCAUGAAAAUACAGUAUCCUGGUGUGGCUCAGAGUAUCAACAGUGAUGUCAACAAUUUGAUGACGGUGCUGAAUAUGAGCAAUGCCCUGCCUGAAGGUCUGUUUCCAGAGCACCUGAUAGAUGUCAUGAGAAAAGAGCUAGCCCUGGAGUGUGACUAUAUUAGAGAAGCCCAGUGUGCAAGGAAGUUCAGGGAGCUGUUAAAGGACCAUCCGUUCUUCUACGUACCAGAGGUGAUAGACGAGCUGAGCAGCCGCCAUGUUCUCACUACUGAACUCGUUCCUGGAUUUCCCCUGGACAAAGCCGAGAGCCUCUCUCAGGAGCUGAAGAACGAGAUCUGCCUCAACAUCUUGACUCUGUGUGUCAGAGAGCUGUUCGAGUUCAGGUACAUGCAGACCGACCCAAACUGGUCCAACUUCUUCUAUGAUCCACAGGCGCACAGGGUGGCGCUGUUGGACUUUGGAGCCACGAGAGGAUUUGAUCAAUGUUUCACUGAUGUCUACAUAGAGAUAAUCCGUUCAGCUGCCAUGGGCAACAGGGAGGGAGUACUAAAGAAAUCUAUCGAGAUGAAGUUCCUGACCGGUUACGAGUCCAAGGCAAUGGUGAAUGCCCACGUGGAUGCAGUGAUGAUCCUCGGCGAGGCUUUUGCCUCCUCGGAGCCCUUCGACUUCGGUUCCCAGUCGACCACCGAGAGGAUCCACAACCUCAUCCCCGUGAUGCUCAAACACCGGCUCACCCCGCCCCCCGAGGAGACGUACUCGCUCCACCGUAAGAUGGGCGGCUCGUUCCUCAUCUGCUCCCGGUUGAAUGCUCAGCUGCAGUGCAGGGAGAUGUUCGAAAUGUCGUAUCAGAAGUACUGGGAAGGCCGCACGCCACCGUCUGACUCGGCAUAAAACCAAUCAGUGUUUGGAAUUAUGAUGGACUGGAUGGGGGGGAAGGGGGCCAACAGAAAAGUGCCCAUAGAUACCAAAACGGAGGAAAGAAACUGUCGUCGAGCGCCAGCGUGUUGGGCAUCCAAUGAAAAGACCCGCAUACAUAUCAACACCCAUCAUUUUUGGUUCGAAAGAGGGAGCAGCAACAUGGUGUGCGUGUUGCGUUUAAGGCCAGAAGAAAAAAAGCUGUAAGAGACAAGAGUGAAGGAGAGAAGCAGCCUUGUUUUAGGUGUAAACUGAGUGUAAAAAGGUUGAAUUUGCAUCUCUUGAUGAUUUCACGAUGAUUCUUGCAUCUUAUGUUGCUGUGUUUUGUUGAGCUUUGAGAUAAACUGUAAAGUUUGCUCUUUACCGUAAAUGUCACAACAUUGCAUUGCGUUAACUAAGCUUUCAUUUUAGGCCAGAAUAACAAUGCAGGUAUUUCUGCUUCUUUUUUU